UCGUCUAAGAGAUAUUCUAAAAAAUUUUUGUGUUUAUGAUUUCACCACUUAAAAAUAUAUUAUGAUACUUAUAAGGUAUCAUACGAUUGUCUACACAGCUAUAAAAAUACCGUUCAGUUUUAAACACCGGUGAAUAGAACGUUAGAGAGGACAAAAAUUAGAUAUCCAUGAAUCGAAGAAGGUCCAUUCUGACAUUUGAAACACAAUGCCCAUUGUGUUCCUCGACUUCAAAUUUCAAUUUUUGUAUUUCCACUUCAAUAAUUGCAUCGUUGGAUACAGAAAUAGAUAAUAGCUUUGAAAAAAAAGCAACACAACAGUGCAUAAAAAAUGAGGUCGCAGAAGACGAAGAACUCAAGUUGCAAUAAACAGUGGCAAUUCUGUUCCAUCAACGUUAAAAAAAAUCAAUCUAUCGAUGUGUCAUCGCGAUUCUCCUGCAGUCCACUCAUAAUGCAUAACAAGAGAAGUCCCAAACAGGGAACUUUUAUCAACUUUUAUUCCACCCUUCCGAGAGAAAUUGGAAACGGCGGCGCAAGCGCGUCCAUAUCUUCCUUGGAACAGUCAUCAACUUAUAAACAGUCAAUAUUAAGAGAGCUUUCAAGAUAUAGCAAAGCAGAGUAAUCAUGUCCUCUGUCAAAGUCGACCAAGAUUACAAGAAGGGCGUAAAUUUAAGCAUUCGAAGCAGUCGUUGGAUAUUAAAACUGAUCGGCGUGUGGCCAAAUUCUCGGAACGUUUCGGCGGUAAAAAAGUAUUUUCACGUGUUAUUAAACGCCAUUUAUUAUGCUUUGAUCAUGUUUCUCUUGUUACCUGGAAGCUUGUACGUAAUUUUCGAAGUGGAAGACGUUUAUAACAGAAUUAAACUAUUCGGUCCAUUGAGCUUUUGCGUGAUGGCACUUUUAAAGUAUUAUCUUCUGAUACUUCACGAAGAAGACAUUCGCGAGUGCGUUGAACGUAUCGAAUGGGAUUGGAAAAAUAUCACGUACCCUAAAGACAGAGAACUCAUGAUGACAAAUGCUAACUUUGGAAGGAAACUAGUCAUCACGUGCACCUUUUUCAUGUACAGUGGUUUCAUCUUCUUUUACAUUGCUGUACCGAUGAGCGUUGAAAGAAUACCAGUAGAGGGGACCAAUGCAACCUUCAUCCCCAUGGUGUUCCCCUUCUCGAGAUUUAUUAUCGACACUCGCUACAGUCCUACGAAUGAGAUAGUGUUUUCUAUUCAAUUUUUGGCUGGCGCCCUGAUGCAUGGUAUAACUUCAGCCGCUUGCAGUUUGGCUGCAAUAUUUGCCGUACACGCCUGCGGCCAAAUGCAGGUGUUGAUGACUUGGCUAAACCAUUUGAUAGAUGGUAGAUUAGACAUGCAUGAUUGCGUCGAUCAGCGAAUCGCCAAGGUCGUGAGUCAACAUGUUCGAAUAUUGAAAUUUUUAUCUCUUAUAGAGAAAGCGCUUCAACAAGUAUCGUACGUAGAAUUUUUAGGAUGUACAUUAGAUAUAUGUCUUCUUGGAUAUUAUAUCAUCAUGGAAUGGAAUUCAAAUCAUUUAACAGACGUCAUGACUUACAGUGUGUUACUUGUAUCCCUUACAUUUAAUAUUUUUAUAUUUUGUUACAUAGGAGAGCUCGUGGCCGAUAAGUCUAGGAAAGUAGGAGAAAUGACGUACAUGAUUGAAUGGUAUCGAUUGUAUGGAAAGAAAAAACUAUGCUGCGUUUUGAUAAUCGCAAUGUCCGAUUCGUCGAGAAAAUUGACAGCAGGGAACAUCGUGGAAUUGUCUAUGAGUACCUUUUCCGAUGUAAUAACGAACGGCGCGUCGUAUCUUACGACGGAUCACGACUGCAAAAGGAAUGUGGAUUUGAGCAUUCGGUACAGUCGAUGGAUUUUGAAGCCAAUCGGCGUCUGGCCAACUUCUCCUAACAUUUUUAUGGCAGAAAAAUAUUUCUAUCGGUUCAUAAAUACCAUUUGCUAUAGUUUGAUUUGUUUCCUCUUGGUACCCUGCAGCCUGUACUUAAUUUUGGAAGUGAAAGAUGUUUAUAACAGAAUAAAAUUAUUUGGUCCGUUGAGUUUCUGCGUGAUGGCGUUUUUAAAGUAUCAUCUGUUGAUCCUUCACGAAGAUGAUAUUCGCGAGUGUAUCAAACGCAUCGAAUGGGACUGGAAGAAUAUUACGUACUCCGAGGACAGAGAAAUAAUGAUAACGAAUGCGAAUUUUGGAAGAAGAUUGGUUAUUAUCUGUGCAUUUUUUAUGUAUAGUGGUUUUGCUUUUUAUUAUAUCGCCAUACCUAUUAGCGUUGGAAAAAUUCCUGCGGGAGAUGUCAAUGUGACCUUCAUUCCUCUGGUGUUCCCUUUCUCGAGAUUUAUUAUGGAUACUCGAUAUAGUCCCAUAAACGAGAUUGUAUUUUCUCUUCAAUUAGUAAGUGGCUGUUUGAUGCAUAGUAUUACGUCAGCGGCAUGUAGUUUAGCUGCUAUAUUUGCGGUGCACGCAUGUGGCCAGAUGCAGGUUUUGACGAGCUGGCUGAAACAUUUGAUCGAUGGUCGGCCAGAUAUGUAUAACAACGUCGACAGCAGAAUCGCCAGCGUCGUGAGUCAACAUGUUCGAAUAUUGAACUUCCUAGCGCUUACAGAGAAAACACUGCAACAAGUGUCAUUCGUAGAAUUUAUUGGUUGCAUGUUAAACAUAUGUCUUCUUGGAUACUACGUUAUUAUGGAGUGGAGUUCGAGCCAUUUAACCAGUGCCAUAACGUUUUUCAUAUUACUAAUAUCUCUUACGUUCAAUAUUUUCAUAUUUUGCUAUAUAGGCGAGGUGGUAGCGGAACAGUGUAAAAAAAUUGGCGAAACAUCGUAUAUGGUUGACUGGUAUCGAAUAUCAGGAACUAGGAAGCUUUGUUUUGUACUAAUUAUAGCAAUGGCUAAUUCGUCGAUUAAAUUAACGGCUGGAAACAUGGUUGAACUGUGCUUAACUACCUUCAGUGACAUUGUUAAGACAGCGGUUGCAUUUUUGAAUGUCUUACGAACAUUGACAUGAACGUUGCUUAAAGUAAAAUAUAGUCUAAAUACUACCUGUAUAAUGUCUCAAUAUAUUACAAUGAAAUUUAUUUCCACUGUUAUUGAUUCAUUAUAUUAUUAUCCUUUAAUGUAAAUGCAAUAAAUAUGUUAUACCAAUUUUAAUACUGC
Molecule: messenger RNA, 3157 nt
Organism: Bombus pyrosoma
Lineage: Eukaryota; Metazoa; Arthropoda; Insecta; Hymenoptera; Apidae
Exons: 9
Coding region: 621-3008 (795 amino acids)
Biological process (GO): sensory perception of smell; detection of chemical stimulus involved in sensory perception of smell
Cellular component (GO): plasma membrane
Molecular function (GO): olfactory receptor activity; odorant binding
Source: RefSeq, a predicted model, not a curated record